CCGCCGGAGAGAGAACAAAAACAAUCGGCAUCUCUUUAUCUCUCACACAGUAGAACAUAAACAAGGAGACUAAAUCCAUCUCGACUUCUCUGACGCUUUCACCGCCGUUAUCGACAUGGUCUCUCCGGUCACCGUGGUCAAGAGUGAAGGCCCCAAGCUGGUGCCAUUCUUCAAGGCAACCUGUGUUUAUUUUGUCCUGUGGUUGCCAACCUCAAGUCCAUCCUGGUUUAGCGCACUUAUCAAAUGUCUGCCCAUAUUUUGCCUGUGGGUGUUUCUCCUGGCGCACGGCUUCAGCUUCCUGGGGGCUCACGCCAGUGCCCGCAAGAUCCUGGCCGGCCUCAUCUUUUCCGCUCUGGGCGACGCCUUCCUCAUUUGGCAAGAGCAAGGCUACUUCGUCCACGGUCUUUUGAUGUUUGCCAUCACUCACAUCCUCUACUCCUCUGCCUUUGGGAUGAAGCCCAUCAAUGUGCGUGCAGGCCUGGUGAUAACGGGCGUGUCCAGUGCGAGCUACAUGCUUCUCUACCCUUACCUGUCCGGCCCCUUCACCUACCUGGUGGCCGUCUACAUUGGUCUGAUCGGCUUCAUGGCCUGGAGGGCAAUCGCAGGCCUGCAGCUCGCCAACGACUUGUGGACCUGGACCAAGCUGUCGGCCUGCCUGGGGGCCGUGCUCUUCAUGGUGUCCGACCUCACUAUAGCCGUUAAUAAGUUCUGCUUCCCCGUUCCCCACUCACGUGCCAUCAUCAUGGCGACGUAUUACGCCGCCCAGAUGCUGAUAGCCCUGUCGGCUGUGGAAUGCCAGGAUGCGGAGGUUGCCAGGAAGAGGAUAUGAGGGCCCCCUGACCAGGUCCUGACACAUACCCAAGCCUCAGCCCUCAUCUCCAUUGUUACCAUAGCAACCGGAGCACCAUGGCCAUGUUUGAUAGCCCCACCCUUUUGCGACAGUGUUAUCUUCAACCUCUCCCAGCAACAGUCCCAUCUACCUUUGGAUCUUCAAACGCCUAGUGACCAUGGGUGUGUGCACGGUAACGUUAACAUUCUCCCCAAAGUAUUAGGCCUCAUCCUUUUAUUUGUUUAAGGGGGAGCAUGUCACUGGGAACCUUUUAUGAAACGUGUGAGAGAGAGCAGAGGCAUGUGUGGAUUUAUGUGUUCGAUUCACGUACCUCACUUUUGAUGCGUCGCCCACAGACGCAAGACACUUAACUUGGUCCAUUCAAUUCAAUAUUUGUGAUGUUCUGCCAUUUUUUAUGUUUUCCGGCAAUGUUCAAAGUGGAACGAACCGGCCAACAACCAAGCAGAGUAGCAAUCGUGGUAUUGCUUUUGCUGUCUCAAAAAAGGGAUUUUAUUACAGGCUUUCCAACGUUCAGGAAUACCCUGCUCGACCGUCUCCCCCUGUAACUAGGGUGCUAUUCUUAAAGUUAGGAGCUGUCGUAUUAGCUUUAGUUCCUUCCAUCCCAAUUACAAACAACCAUUUGCUUGGUCUGCUAAUGAAGAUAGAAAGAGAAAUAAAGCAAGGAAGUAGGGAAAACAGACUACAUCAGCCAGUGUGCACUGAAGCUUUUGUGACUGAACAUAUCAUCAGCAGGAGAGUGGGUUGUUUGUGGAAGGUAGGCUUUUAUGAGUUUGCUCAGUCCAUGUCAUAGCGGAAGGUUCCUCUUACUCCUCUCUGAGAGAAAUACUUUAGGAAUUCAAACAGGUAGCAUUUUCUACCCAUUGCCAGCCUUGGACGUGUACAGAGUAAUCAUUGUAGAUGCUGAAGAAAUGUUGUUCACUAUGAGAGAAAGUCCAUGGUGUUCUUUAAACUGAUCAGGCAGUCCACGAUGUCAUUACGUGAAUGUUGACUGAAAAGAAAGUAUAUUGUUGAUCUAUUGUACUGUAUGUGUGUGUAUCUUAGGGGGUUUGGAUGGCAUUGGCUCAGUUGUGCUGAGGAAUUCAAACACGGCAACUGGCUUUUUUCUACUGCUUAGGCAAUGGCUUUGUUUUGAUUGCUGUUGUUUUGUUAGUAAACAGGCAUGGUAGAGAUCGUGAUUAAAGAGCAGAUGUAGACAUCAAAA
Entelurus aequoreus (snake pipefish) is the source of this 2051-nucleotide messenger RNA. It is a transcript of the gene tmem86a, whose product is annotated as transmembrane protein 86A. The transcript has 3 exons. Gene Ontology annotation, cellular component: membrane. NCBI's taxonomy places the organism in Eukaryota, Metazoa, Chordata, Actinopteri, Syngnathiformes, Syngnathidae. The record is from RefSeq and is a predicted model, not a curated record. The coding region runs from base 116 to 829 and encodes 237 amino acids.